This is a messenger RNA of Juglans microcarpa x Juglans regia, 1671 nucleotides long. RefSeq lists its product as uncharacterized. Gene Ontology annotation, molecular function: nucleic acid binding; zinc ion binding. NCBI's taxonomy places the organism in Eukaryota, Viridiplantae, Streptophyta, Magnoliopsida, Fagales, Juglandaceae. The coding region runs from base 1 to 1671 and encodes 556 amino acids. The transcript is spliced from 3 exons. The record is from RefSeq and is a predicted model, not a curated record.
AUGGCCCCCGGCACUAGAAAUCACCCAAAUCGAGAGGGAUCUUCUGGAUCUAACCAGAAUGAUAACCCGGAUCCUCUUGUUGCAGCUGCUACCCAAUUUUUCCAAUCAAUAGUUAGUGGCCAAUUUAUGGCGUCUAGAGCUCUUCAGGCGGGUUGUCCCUUCGAACAAUUUUCCCGCCAGCAUCCCCCUACCUUUGAUGGUAAAUUUAAUUCCUUAGAUGCGGAAAGAUGGAUUGAACGUAUGGAGCAGAUUUUUGAAGUGCUCUAUUGCACGGAUGAUCAGAAGGUGAAAUAUGCCACUUACCAUUUGACUAACAUGGCAAACAAGUGGUGGAAGUCGACACGAGCAUUGGUUCAAUUGGAGUUAGGGGAAGCAGUCCCCAUUUCUUGGGAACAUUUCAAGAGAAUCUUUCUAGAUCACUUUUUGCCACGGACCCUUCGGGAGUCGAGAGCUCGCCAAUUUAUGGACCUCACUCAAGGAACAAUGAAGGUAACACAGUAUGCUACAAAAUUCAUAGUGCUUUCCCUUUUUGCCAGUUACUUAAUUCCAGACGAGGAAAAGAAAGCUGAAAAAUUUGAGCAUGGAUUGGAUCGUAGGAUUCGAGAACGCGUGCGUACUCUCAGGAUUCGGAGUUUUUCGGAGCUAGUCACCCGAGCUACCAUUGCUGAAGAAGACCUCCAAGAAAACAUUAAGUACAACAACCAAAGGAAGCGCCAGCAACAACAACAACUCCAACCAGCGUCGCGUAAGGAUAAGAGGCCUCAUAUCGAGAAUCGUCAAGGGCAACCACCAACAGGACAAACUUACCCCACAUGCGCAACAUGUGGGAGAAGACAUUUGGGAAAGUGUAUGUUUGGCCAGAACGUGUGUUUCAAGUGCGGGAAGCCAAACCAUCUAGCCUGGGACUGCCCAAUAAAGAGACCCGGGGAACUAGGAAGGAGCAGAGGACAAAAGAUGAUAGCUACGGCAAGAGUAUAUUCCCUCACCCUUAUUGAUGCUGAAGCGUCGAACGAUGUAGUCAUAGAUGGACUCAAGAUUGAAGACAUAAAAGUAGUUAGAGAAUUUAGAGACGUGUUUCCUGAAGAUCUUCCAAGGUUACCACAGGAUAGAGAAGUAGAGUUCGCAAUUGAUCUCACUCCAGGAACGCCACCUAUAUCUAAAGCACCCUACCGUAUGGCUCCAGUUGAGUUAAGGGAACUCAUGGAUCAGUUGCAAGAGUUACUAGAAAAAGGUUUCAUACGCCCCAGUAUUUUCCCAUGGGGUGCUCCGUUGAAGGUUAAGGAGACAGAUGUACAGAAGACGGCUUUCCGGACACGGUAUGGACACUAUGAAUUUCUUGUUAUGCCAUUUGGUCUAACUAAUGCCCCCGCAGCUUUCAUGGAUUUUAUGAAUAAGGUAUUUAAGGAUUAUUUGGAAAAAUUUGUGAUAGUUUUUAUCGACAAUAUUCUCAUUUAUUCUCGGAGUAGCAGAGAGCUUGAGGAUCAUUUGAGGAUUGCCCUUCAGAUACUAAGAGAAAAGAAGUUGUAUGCAAAAUUUAAGAAAUGCGAGUUUUGGUUACAAGAGAUUUCCUUUUUGGGACAUGUGGUAUCAGCAAAAGGAAUUUCAGUGGACCCAGCAAAGGUUGAGGCAGUGGUAAAAUGGGCCAAGCCUAGUAAUGUCAAUGAGGUAUGA